AUGGAAGCGAUCAAAUCAAUGAAUCACAAAAAAGCACCUGGACCAGACCAUCUCACAUCUGACAUAUGUCAGCACUUUAUUGAAACGUAUCCCACACAAGUCACUAACCUCUUCAACAGGUGCAUGCAUCUUUCACACUUUCCUACCUCCUGGAAAACAGCUUUUAUAAAAACAAUCCCCAAGCCAAAUAAACAAGAUUACAACGACAUAUCAUCAUACAGACCCAUUGGACUUAUCAAUGUUUUUGGCAAACUCUUAGAAAAGUUAAUAGCUAAAAGAUUAUCAUAUUACAUGUACAUUAAUAAUACAGCAAAUGAUAGACAAUACGGAUUUAAAGAACAAAAGACCACUACGGAUGCAUUACGAGAUGCAAUAAACCAUAUGAAGCAAGCAAAGGCACAAAAUAAACUAGUAGCCGCAAUCUCACUCGACAUAGAAGGCGCUUUCAAUCAUGCAUGGUGGCCAGCACUCCUAUAUAGAUUAAAAAAAACUAAAAUGCCCAAGAAACCUGUACAGAAUUAUUCAAAGUUAUAUUGA
Messenger RNA from Parnassius mnemosyne (clouded apollo), 537 nucleotides. Lineage: Eukaryota; Metazoa; Arthropoda; Insecta; Lepidoptera; Papilionidae. The record is from the annotation of a GenBank genome assembly.